This is a messenger RNA of Penicillium longicatenatum, 846 nucleotides long. RefSeq lists its product as uncharacterized. NCBI's taxonomy places the organism in Eukaryota, Fungi, Ascomycota, Eurotiomycetes, Eurotiales, Aspergillaceae. The annotation marks the transcript as partial. The transcript has 3 exons. The record is from RefSeq and is a predicted model, not a curated record.
AUGGAUCCACAAAGCCAGGCCAGACGCCGUAAGGCUGUCAAGCACCUCUAUCGAAAAUUCGGGUUAUCUCAGCCCUGGUAUUACUCCUCUGGUGACCUCCAAAGCCUCGGAAUUCAAGCCCUCCAAAUUGACGUCACGGGUGAUGGUACUCUGAAGUUUGACCCAUGUUUCUUUCGUCCUUACCCCGAAAAGGCCCUCCAAGUCUAUCCACCAGACUUUGUGCAAAUGGCUGAUAUAUCCCCGCCUCAAACCCUUACCUCGCUGACCUCCCGCCCUGAAGUUACUUCCAUGAUACAGAUAGAAGAGGAAACAGGGGUUAAAAAUGAGGCUGCAAGGGCUACUUAUAACUCAGCCAAGAAGCUUCUUGGGCCGGAUGAGUGGCAUGACCAUGCCAGAGAAACAUACUCAUUCAUUCAAAGCCAUUUAAAUUGUGCUCGAAUCGGACUAACGGGUUCAUUGGCGUAUUCACAAAACCUACGAGGAUUCCUACCUAACCCACAUGCCAUUUUUAUACUUACCUCGGAUGUUCCGGCAAGCAAUGCCAAGAACUGCCUUACUCUACAUAAAAUGCAAGCUAUCCUAGGCAUCAUGGUCAUCCGGACAACCCAUAGGCCAUUCCGUAGCCACCCCCUUCACCCACUCUUGGUUCGUUCCCAUACAGGGGAAAAGCACGGAAGAAUAAUUCAGGCGUCUUUACAUGGAGAACAUUUCAUCCUGCAAAGUUCCCCACUAUGGAGCUUCGCAGACGAUAACAAAGCACCAGUUGAACUUUCCAUUCGCUAUCAGAUAAGCCAGCUAGUCGAAUUGGCUCGAUGGGAGAAGCCAAAUCCUGCUAUUGAUUCUCUA